Molecule: messenger RNA, 1351 nt
Organism: Megachile rotundata (alfalfa leafcutting bee)
Lineage: Eukaryota; Metazoa; Arthropoda; Insecta; Hymenoptera; Megachilidae
Product: odorant receptor 10-like
Biological process (GO): detection of chemical stimulus involved in sensory perception of smell; sensory perception of smell
Cellular component (GO): plasma membrane
Molecular function (GO): olfactory receptor activity; odorant binding
Source: RefSeq, a predicted model, not a curated record
AUGCAAAAAACAAGCGUGUACAAGAAAACAAUUGAUGACUACGAGAAAAAUGUGAACCUGAGUAUUCAAUGGUGUCGUUGGAUUUUAAAACCGAUAGGAGUCUGGCCAACAUCCGACGUUACAGGAACACAGAAAUGCAUGUACCGAUUGAUAAAUGUAAUGUGUUAUGCCUUUCUCAGUUUUCUGUGUGCACCGUGCAGUUUGUACGUGAUCCUAGAAGUCGAGGACGUUUACAACCAGAUCAAAUUUUUCGGGCCAUCGAGUUUCUGCGUGAUGGCGCUGAUGAAGUAUUAUUUAUUGAUUCUCCACGAAAACGACAUACGCGAUUGCAUCAAACGCAUCGAAUUAGACUGGAAGGACAUAAGUCACCAUGAUGAUAAGAAAAUCAUGAUGGAGAACGCGAAAUUUGGAAGACAACUCAUAGCUCUUUGCACCUUCUUCAUGUACAGCGGUUUCGCGUUCUAUUACAUCGCCUUACCGAUCAGUGUUGGUAAAAUACAAGCUAAGGAUGAAAAUCUCACCUUCAUACCUCUGGUGUUUCCAUUCUCGAGCCUGAUAAUAGAUACGAGAUACAGUCCCACGAACGAGAUCGUCUUCUUUCUUCAGUUGAUAGCUGGUGCUGUGAUGCACGGCAUCACGUCAGCCGCUUGCGGAUUAGCCGCCAUGCUUGCUGUUCACGCUUGCGGACAGAUGGAGGUUUUGAUGAACUGGCUGAAACAUUUGAUCGACGGUAGAUCAGAUAUAGGUGACACUGUGGACGCCAGGAUUGCCAGCGUCGUGAAUCAACAUGUUCGAAUUCUGAAAUAUUUGACUCGCACUCAGAGCACCCUUCAACUAAUAUCGUUUGUCGAGUUCUUAGGAUGUACAUUGGACAUAUGUCUUCUGGGAUAUUACGUUAUAAUGGAGUCGAAAUCGAACGAUAUAACAAGUACAGUAACUUAUAUCAUUUUGCUUACAUCCCUUACGUUUAAUAUAUUUAUAUUUUGUUACAUAGGAGAACUUGUUGCUGAGCAGUGCAGGAAAAUUGGAGAAAUGACAUAUAUGAUUGAAUGGUACCGAUUGCCUGGAAACAAAAAACUCUGCUGCGUCAUGAUAAUCGCGAUGUCUAAUUCAUCCAUCAAAUUGACAGCCGGGAAUAUGGUUGAAUUGUCUAUUGAGACAUUCACAAACGUUGUUAAAACAGCGUUUGCGUUCUUGAACGUGUUACGUACAAUGACAUAAGUGAUACUCGUAGUGCAAUAGUGUUUAAAAAAUUAAUGUUAGUAUUCGUAAAUAUAUUUGAACGAUUUGUGCUGAUGUAUGACUCCGUAUAUUAUUUUUGUUCACGAACUACCAUUAAGAGUGUGACAAA